Messenger RNA from Sorghum bicolor (sorghum), 2955 nucleotides. Its product is annotated as plasma membrane ATPase. Gene Ontology annotation, molecular function: ATP hydrolysis activity; P-type proton-exporting transporter activity; ATP binding. Gene Ontology annotation, cellular component: plasma membrane. Lineage: Eukaryota; Viridiplantae; Streptophyta; Magnoliopsida; Poales; Poaceae. Gene Ontology annotation, biological process: proton export across plasma membrane; regulation of intracellular pH. The coding region runs from base 38 to 2917 and encodes 959 amino acids. The record is from RefSeq and is a predicted model, not a curated record. The transcript has 11 exons.
CGAGAAGGGGGGAGGAGGGUUUAGUCCACGUCCAUCCAUGGAGGCCAUCAUGAAGGAAAAUCUUGAGCAGAUCAAGACAGAGGCAGUGGAUCUGGAGAACAUUCCUAUGGACGAAGUAUUUACCUUCCUCAAAUGCAGUAAGGAAGGCCUCAGCUCCAAUGAAGCCCAGGCACGCGCCGCCAUGUUCGGUCCCAAUAAACUAGAAGAAAGAAAGGAGAACAAGGUGCUGAAGUUCCUGAUGUUUAUGAACAACCCGUUGUCGUGGGUGAUGGAGCUAGCCGCUGUGAUGGCCAUUGCGCUUGCCAACGGCGGCAACAGGCCGCCGGACUGGCAAGAUUUUGUCGGCAUCGUGGUGCUCCUUAUCCUCAACUCCACCAUCUCAUUUAUUGAGGAGAACAAUGCCGGGAGCGCUGCAGAGGCUCUCAUGGCCAACCUUGCGCCUAAGACCAAGGUGUUGCGUGACGGCCGAUGGAGCGAGGAGGACGCGGCGGUCCUCGUCCCGGGUGACAUUAUCAGCAUCAAGCUCGGCGACAUCAUCCCAGCUGACGCUCGCUUGCUCGACGGCGACGCGCUCAAGAUUGACCAGUCGGCACUCACUGGCGAGUGUCUUCCGGUCACCAAGAACCCCGGCAGCAGCGUCUACUCGGGCUCCACGUGCAAGCAGGGCGAGAUCGAGGCCAUUGUCAUCGCCACCGGCGUGCACACCUUCUUUGGCAGGGCGGCGCACCUUGUCGACAGCACCAACCAGGUCGGCCACUUCCAGAAGGUGCUCCAGGCCAUUGGCAACUUCUGCAUAGGAUCCAUCGCCAUUGGCUUAUUCGUCGAGAUCAUCGUCAUGUACGCGGUCCAGCACCGCCAGUACCGUGAAGGCAUCGACAACCUCCUCGUGCUUCUGAUCGGCGGCAUCCCAAUUGCCAUGCCUACGGUGCUCUCCGUCACCAUGGCAAUCGGCUCCCACAGGCUGUCGUUGCAGGGCGCUAUCACCAAGCGCAUGACUGCCAUCGAGGAGAUGGCCGGCAUGGAUGUGCUCUGCAGUGACAAGACCGGCACGCUCACCCUCAACAAGCUCAGUGUCGACCGCAGCCUUGUUGAGAUCUUUGCCGCGGGCGUUGAAAAGGACGAUGUUAUCUUGUUCGCUGCCAGGGCAUCUAGGGUGGAGAACCAGGACGCCAUCGACGCCGCCAUGGUUGGCAUGCUAAGUGAUCCAAAGGAGGCCAGGGAUGGCAUUCAGGAGGUGCACUUCUUCCCCUUCAACCCCGUCGACAAGCGGACAGCCCUCACCUAUAUUGAUCUCGCUGAUGGCAGCUGGCACCGUGUCAGCAAGGGUGCACCCGAACAGAUAUUGGCUCUCUGCAACUGUGGAGAUAAUGUCCAGAACUUGGUUCACACUGUGAUUGACAAGUAUGCCGAGCAUGGUCUUCGAUCUCUUGCAGUUGCAAGACAGCAAGUUCCGGAGAAGUGCAAAGAAAGCCUCGGAGAGCCAUGGGAAUUUGUGGGUCUGCUUCCUCUCCUGGACCCACCGAGGUCAGACAGUUCUGAUACAAUCAUGAAAGCGCUCAACCUAGGUGUCAAUGUGAAGAUGAUCACUGGUGAUCAGCUCGCCAUUGCUAAGGAGACCGGGAGAAGGCUAGGGAUGGGCUCAAACAUGUAUCCAUCAUCGGCUCUGCUUGGGCAGAGCAAAGAUGAAGCCACUGCUUCUAUUCCUGUGGAUGACUUGAUUGAGAAGGCCGACGGUUUUGCUGGCGUCUUCCCAGAGCACAAGUAUGAGAUUGUCAAGAAGCUGCAGGAGAUGAAGCACAUUUGCGGAAUGACCGGAGAUGGUGUGAACGAUGCGCCUGCUUUGAAGAAAGCCGAUAUCGGAAUUGCCGUAGCUGGAGCUACUGAUGCAGCACGGAGCGCCUCUGACAUUGUGCUUACUCAAGAAGGACUCAGUGUCAUCAUUAGCGCUGUGCUCACUAGCAGGGCCAUCUUCCAGAGGAUGAAGAACUACACCAUAUAUGCGGUUUCAAUCACUAUUCGUAUUGUGCUUGGAUUUUUACUGAUUGCACUGAUAUGGAAAUUCGAUUUCUCACCGUUCAUGAUUCUGGUCAUUGCCAUUCUGAAUGAUGGCACUAUCAUGACUAUUGCAAAGGACAGAGUAAAACCGUCGCCACACCCUGAUAGCUGGAAGCUGAACGAGAUCUUUGCCACAGGCGUCGUGUAUGGAGCUUACAUGGCAGUAAUGACUGUCGUAUUCUUCUGGGCCAUGAGAAGCACCGACUUCUUUUCUAACACUUUCCACGUGAGAUCUCUGCGCGGCAGCACCGAGGAGAUGAUGUCUGCCCUGUACCUGCAAGUGAGCAUCAUCAGCCAGGCCCUCAUCUUCGUGACGCGGUCGCGCAGCUGGUGCUUCACCGAACGCCCCGGCUUCUGGCUGUGCGCAGCGUUCGUCAUCGCGCAGAUCGUUGCCACUCUGAUUGCAGUGUUGGCCAACUUUGGAUUUGCCCACAUCAGAGGAAUCGGAUGGGGAUGGGCGGGCGUCAUCUGGCUCUACAGCCUCGUCACCUUCGUGCCCCUGGACCUGUUCAAGUUCGCCAUCCGCUACGUGCUGAGCGGCAGGGCCUGGAACAACCUCCUGCAGAACAAGACGGCCUUCACGACCAAGAAGAACUACGGCGGGGAGGAGCGCAAGGCGCAGUGGGCGACGACGCAGCGCAGCCUGCACGGCCUCCCUACGACCACCGAGGCCGAGGCCGCCGGCGCCGGCGGCGGCGGCAACCACGCGGCGGAGCUGUCGGAGAUCGCCGAGCAGGCCAAGCGGCGAGCCGAGUUCGCGAGGCUGUGCCAGAGGAACACGCUGAGGGGCCAACUGGAGUCGUCGGCGAGGCGCAGGGGGAUCGACAUCAACGCGGUCAGGACGCCCUACUACAGCGUGUAAAACGUACGAACGUGAGCGACUGGGCGUCGUCGUCGCUU